Messenger RNA from Pseudo-nitzschia multistriata, 2760 nucleotides. Lineage: Eukaryota; Bacillariophyta; Bacillariophyceae; Bacillariales; Bacillariaceae. The record is from the annotation of a GenBank genome assembly.
GUGAACUUCAAAAGUGAUCUGACUGCCGACCGUCGUCGAUGGUGAAGACCAGACCAAACAGUUUGAAGAAGGAUAAUUGUAGUAGCUCCAACUGUGGUACACAUGCUACGGUAGCAAUUGUUCUUCGUUUGAUUUUCUUCGACUGCUGAAUCCGUUUAGGUUUUGAUUGUUGCCUUGGAUUGGAUUUCUUCAUCACACAGGCCAUAGAUCGAUUGCUUUAACGCUGGUAUCCGCAUGCGCUCAGAUCUCUCGGUGCAGUGGUCGUACCCGUUGAUUACAGGAGUGAGGAUUUAAAUAGAGAAAGUGCGUGUACGAGUGAGAGUGAAAGACAACGAUAUCCCGUUGGGGAAAAAGACGGGAACGAGAAAUACAUCACGUGCAUGGAUGACUUUUCAUUGAUAUACGAAUAUACACCAGCAACCGAGAAUUGGUACCCUAGAUAGGGAGAUCAAUGAAGCAAUGACAGAUACAGCUGCAAGAAGGAUGGAUCAACCUCACGAUCAGAUCCCUUCGUUGCGACAACGCCCGGGUAGUAUUCAGCAGAGUCAUCGCAACGACGAAAAAAACCAUGGCAGCAACGCCAACAACCCAAAAAAACAGCAUCGGCGGACCAAAAGCUGGAAUCAACGAAUGCGAUGGAAGAAGGAGCAGCGUUCGUCCGAGCACCAAAACAACAACGUGACGCAGAGCGGUACACAGGUGUUCUUGCCCCGCAUGAUCCUUCGGAACAAACCCUACUGCCAAUCCAAUAACCAGUGCCAGGUUAUCAACGACAACCUCCACGGAGGCCCCAGAUAUUCUUAUUCUUCCACUGGCCUUUACAGGUUGCUGCUCAGCGAUUGGUUCCAUGUAUUGUUGAGAAUACCGAUGCAAUACUCUAUUCUCAUGUUGUUGGCUGCGUGGUUGGGAUCGAUUUUGGUCUUUGCCUUGGUGUAUAGGAAGAUCGAUACGAUCUACGAGAACUCGGACUGUGGUUUGGGUGAGCCACCCGAACACAUCACCUUUGCGGCAGCCUUUGCCUUCUCCCUCGAGACCUGUACCACUGUUGGAUGUAAGUAACGUAUCGCAAUGCCAUGGUAGAAAGAGAACAUUUAUAUAGGCGCACUUUUUUUGGAGUUUACUCUGUCCCUCCACGCACGAUAUUGGAGUGCUAGAUUCACCCACUAGAUCACGAUGGUGUAUAAGGUACUCGCUCACUUUUCGGUGUACUACUCAAUCAUUUGCGAUUUUUGAAUGGAUUACACAAUUCAAUACUAUGCAAAAUACGCAGACGGAUUACCUGGAAACUCCAAUGCUUUUUUCGAAUCCAACUGCAACGGGGUCCAGGCGGGUAUCUUUUUUCAGAUGUUGUGGAGCAUGCUUUUCAAUGCAUUUUUGUUUGCCUUUUUCUAUUCGCAACUCUCGAAGAGCGAGUCCCGUUCCAUCCAGCUGGUAUUUUCAGAUAAGCUUUGCAUCAAUAUCUCGAACCACAGGGUCUUUGCCACGGUCCAGUGCUACGAUAUGGACUCGGCGUUUCCAGUGGUAGAGGCCCACGCCCGAAUGUACCUCUUGGAUCACAAGCUACAGAUGAAGCCGUUGCGACUUACAAAACCAGAUGACAACCUGGGAGCAAUGCUUUACCCUUCUAUUCCCCAAAAAAUUACUCAUCACAUUGACCACCACAGUGCGUUGGCGCCAACCCGGGCAGAUUUGAUGCCGCUACUGACCUGUUCAAAAUCCAGCAGCUUGAUUCCUCUGCGCAGUUUUGACUCCAUCACAGGAGACCGCCCUGAAGUGAUAUGUCCGGUUUGCGGGGAGGCCUUUGGAACAUACGAGCGAUUGGAAGCUCACGUACGGUAUGAGAGAAUGGUGGAGAGGCAGGAAAACUAUCCAGUCAAAGAUUCUCACUUGGGAUUCGAAAUGCCUGAUACUAGUCCGCUAACGCUUCAAGAAGUCACGGACCACAUCGAACAGACCAUGAGCGAAAUUGUUGUGGUUGUUGAGGGAAUCGAUCCGCAAUUGUCAGGAACCUUUCAGGCGAUCCAAUCCUACAAGUACGAGGAUCUUGUGUUUGGUGCUGACCACGAACGAUGUACGUCUGUUACGCCUGAUAACAAGAUUGCGGUUGAUAUGAGAAAAUUUCAUCGGGUUCGAUACAAUCACAAGAAUAGCGGCAUCAACAAAAGCACUAACAGCAUUCGAUUUAUCGACGAUGAGCGUUCCAAGCAGAGGCGUAAUUUAUCACCCUCCCCCUUCUCUUCCGAGACUGACAGCAACGGUGAUCCGCUGGCAAUUCCCUUUGAAUCAAGUACCUACAGCAGUUACGAAGAAUCCAUGAUGUCCCCAACGACUUCUUUUGAUCAACGCUCGGUACACGCGAUGUUGGCAGCAAAUGGAUACCCACACCGACACUAUCCAAGCUUAGCAGUUGGGAAUGGGACUGUCGGGGAGAAUUCAGGUGGGAAGACGCAAUCGCAAAACAAUAAUAAAACUCUAACCGAAGAAGAUGGUGUGAUUCCAGUGCAAUUAAAUGGAGGGCCGGAAGGAUACAUUCCAGAAAGUGCAAUCGAGGACGACGCUAUGAAUGUGUGAUGAUUUCUGACAACAGAACUUUGAACAAUCAACCUUAAAAAAAUCUUUGCGAAUACGAUUCCUGAACCGCGUUUUCUCUACUGCUACUAUGAUGCUAGUGUUUUAUUCUUCUUGGAACGAUUCUUUUCACACUCAGCCGUAACAACAAGUAUGAAAUCCCUCAGUAAUUAAUACAAAAAUAUUAGUUUA